AUGGGCGAGCCACCGCGCAGUCAUGAGACGCUGAUCGGCUACUCGGUUGAUAUGCGGUCCAUUCUGGAGCAGAGCCAGUGGCGUGCGUUGACGAUUAAGAGGUUGGCAAACGAGGAAACUGUCGAGGUGCAGCNCUGCAUCCUCGCCAAGGUUGUCGUGGAGCUGGCGAUUUAUGCUGUGCUAGCGUCGCAUGAGCAGAAUGAGCGAGUAACGGUGCCGUCCGACGUAAAUGUAGACAAGACGACGUCGACGACAGCAACAGGAACGGCAACGGUAACGGCGAAGAAGACUCCGCCUUCACUCCCCCUUGUGGGUGACGUGCCGCACUCGUCCUCGUCCACCACGCACCUCACGGAUCAACUGCUUCGGCAGAAACAACAACAACAGCAGCAGCAGCAGCAGCAGGUCCGACUGCAGCCGCCAAGGAGGCACGACACCGUUGCUGUGGCACCGCUGCAGCGUGAUCAUUACGUUGUCGACACACGACAGAUGUACCUUGUCGCCGCAUCGGCGCUCGAGGAAACGAAUGAGACGCUGCUUCCAUCCCUGCGACGCCUACGAAUGGAGUAUCGACAGCUGGUGAAUGAGCUGAUGAGGACGGAAGACUAUUACUCCAAAUUCCCUCACGAGGCUCCUUCUGCCUUCACCACCGCCAAUGGANAGCGUGCCGCUGCACAGGUGUCCGAUGCAUUGCAACUCCUACAGCUAGAAGCGACGUACAGCGAGUUGCUCGCCACCCUGCACCACAACGAGUGCGCCAUUAUACAUUACAACCAGCACAUUGAGCCAUACUGUGAGUUCCUGCGUGCGGAGAAGCAGUUGUGGGCCCCGCUCUACCUGCGCACCCUGCGCCUUGCGCAUGCCUUCUGUGUGUUGGUGAUGGAGCUCGGAACGCUGCCGAUUCCGCUGCAGUACCGCCCCUUUCUCGGCCCCGUGCUUCAGCUCGUCGGCUGUUACGGCGGGCAGAAGGAGAUGCGGCUCCGCAUUGGGGAGUGCCUCCUGAAGCUCGAGGAGCGGGCGAAGCGCGUGCGCAUGCCGCUGCUGUUGGAGGAUGUGCCGGCACACUGCCGCGCGGAGCUGGACGCAGCAGCGGCGGCGGUCGCGGAGGGGUGGUGCACCGCCACGCGGAUCAUCACGUGCCUGGCGGUGCCGGAGGACGUGCUGGCGACGCCACCGACGCCGCUCGCAAUGCCACAGGCACUAUUCGUGGAGGUUCCCUCCAUCGCCGGGUAA
Trypanosoma grayi is the source of this 1233-nucleotide messenger RNA. RefSeq lists its product as hypothetical. The coding region runs from base 1 to 1233 and encodes 410 amino acids. The record is from RefSeq and is a predicted model, not a curated record. NCBI's taxonomy places the organism in Eukaryota, Euglenozoa, Kinetoplastea, Trypanosomatida, Trypanosomatidae. The transcript has a single exon.